Messenger RNA from Emiliania huxleyi CCMP1516, 2559 nucleotides. RefSeq lists its product as hypothetical. The record is from RefSeq and is a predicted model, not a curated record. Gene Ontology annotation, molecular function: ATP hydrolysis activity; ATP binding. Lineage: Eukaryota; Haptophyta; Isochrysidales; Noelaerhabdaceae. The coding region runs from base 1 to 2559 and encodes 852 amino acids. Gene Ontology annotation, biological process: rRNA processing; ribosomal large subunit assembly. The transcript has 10 exons. Gene Ontology annotation, cellular component: preribosome, large subunit precursor.
AUGGAGGCUACGUGCCCGCCUUCGGCGACGUCCGCGUCGUCGCUCCUGCUGCUCGCAUCCGACGAGGGCCCUUCCACCCGCCGCCGCGCCGCGCGUGAGCUCUGCCAUCGCGUCGGAUCCACGCCGGCGGCGCGUGCGGCGCUGCUCGAGCACCUCGGUGACGGUGGCGAGGAGGAGGAGGAGAGCGAUGAGAGGCUGGCGGGCCCUCCGCUCGUGCUCGAUCCGGACUAUCGAGCGGCUGCUGUUGAGACGCCGCUGCUUGCGGCGCCGGCGUGGGGCUCGGGAGCGCUCGUCGAGACCGAGCACGCACGGCGCUGCCUCCGGCUCCUCUCGCUCUCUCUUGAGCUGCGGAGGCCGGUGCUGCUCUCCGGACCGCCGGGCGCCGGGAAGAGCACGCUGCUCUCCGCCUUGGCGCUCGCCGCGGGCCAGCACGACAAGAUGGUGACCGUCCACCUCGACGAGCAGGUCGACUCCCGCUCGCUGCUCGGCGCGUACGUGUGCGGCUCGACGCCCGGUGAGUUUGUGUGGCAGCCGGGUGUGGUGGCGCAGGCGGCGGUGCACGGGCGCUGGCUGCUGCUCGAGGACGUGGACCGCGCGCCGCUCGAGGUCAUGUCCGCCCUCGCACCCCUCCUCGAGCGCGGCGUCCUUUUCGUCCCCGGGCGCGGCACGUCGCACAGCGCCGCGCAGGGCUUUCGCCUGUUUGGCACAGUCACCAGCACCGGAGCUUCGCUGGCGGAGGCGGCCGAGGCGGAGCUGGCGUCGGCGCGGCUGUCGCUGAGCGGCGGCCGCGCCUUCUCGUCGCGAGAGCUGUUUCGGCCCGAGCUCAGCCUUUCCGACGGCGUCCUCGCCAUCGAGCGGGUCGCUGCUAGCGUGGCGCUCGGCGAGCCGCUGCUUCUGGUCGGCGAGACGGGGACCGGCAAGACGACCGUCGUGCAGCAGCUCGCGUCGAUGCUCGGCCAGAAGCUGCUGGUGCACAACCUCUCGCAACAGAGCGACGCGUCGGAGCUGGUUGGGGGGUACCGGCCCGUGCAGCCGCGCCACGUGUACGCGCCCUUCGCCGCGCGCUUCGAGGACCUCUUCUGCCGCACCUUUUCGCGCUCCAAGAACGGGCCCUUCCUCUCCAAGCUGGCGCAGCGGCUCGCCAAGGGCGAGUGGGCGAGGCUGGUGGCGAUGGCGGAGUGGGAGAGCUUUGCGGCAGAGGCUGGCCGUCUCCGACACCAGCUGCGGCGCGAGGCGCAGGGCGGCGUCGACAUGCGCGAGGCGCAGGGCGGCGUCGGCGGCGCCGCGUUUGCGUUCGUCGAGGGCGCGCUGGUUCAGGCCGUCCGCGAGGGGCAUUGGCUGCUGCUGGACGAGGUUAACCUAGCGGCACCGGAGACGCUGCAGCGCGUCGCGGGCUUGCUCGAGGCGGGCGGCUCGCUCGCCCUCACCGAGAAGGGCGAGGCCGACGCUGUACCGCGCCACCCAAACUUCCGCCUCUUCGCCGCGAUGAACCCGCCGACCGAUUUUGGCAAGAAGGAGCUGCCCGCCGGCAUCCGCUCGCGGCUGACCGAGCUAUACGUGCCACGCCUUUCCUCGCCCGAGGACCUGUCGCUGAUCGUGAUUGCCUACCUUGGCCCGCUGCUGCCCUCGCCUCCCGUCGGCCCAAUCGUCGCCUUCUACCAAGCCGCCCUCGACGCAGCCGCCACAACGCUGCUCGACGGCGCCGACCAGCGGCCAGAGUACUCCCUGCGCACCCUCUGCCGCGCGCUGAGCUACGUGCGCGCCGCCGUGCCGCUCGGGUACGGCUUGCACCGCUGCUUGUACGACGGGUUCCACAUCACCUUCGUCGCGCAGCUGCAGGCGCGCUUCCAGCCGCAGGUCGAGGCGCUGCUACUUCGCCAUCUGAUGCCUCCGAAGCCAAACAAGCCGCCCCGCCCGCCGCCAGCGAGGGCGCCUGCCCGGCCUUCGGGCGACGGCUGGGUCGAGAUCGGCGGCUUCUGGCUGCAGACGGACCCUCGGCACACCGCGUCGGCCGAGGACCCGCGCUUCAUCGUCACCCCCUCGAUCGAGGCGCGCUUCCGCCAGCUAGCGCGCAUGGUGGCGGCGGGCCGGUACCCAGUCCUGCUGCAGGGGCCGACCUCGGCCGGAAAGACGUCCGUGAUCGAGCGGCUCGCCGCGGCGACGGGGCACGUCCUGCUGCGAAUCAACAACCACGAGCACACCGACCUAGUCUUCCGCGACGGCGCGCUCACCACGGCAGUGCGGCACGGCCACUGGGUCGUGCUCGACGAGCUCAACCUGGCGCAGUCGGAGGUUCUGGAGGCGCUGAACCGGCUGCUCGACGACAACCGCGAGCUGCACAUCCCCGAGACGGGCGAGACGCUCACACCGCACGCGCACUUCAUGCUCUUCGCGACGCAGAACCCGCCCGGCGCCUACGGAGGCCGGAAGGUCCUCUCGCGCGCGUUCCGCAACCGGUUCCUCGAGAUGCAGACCGACGAGAUCCCUGCGGGCGAGCUGACGACCAUCCUCGAGCGGCGGUGCGCCAUCUGCACCAUACCUCCCGGAUGGUAUCGGUGA